GGCUGCGAGUGCGACAUGGCGGCGGCGCGGGCGCUGCUGCGGCUGCUGCUCCCGCCGCUGCUGCUCCUGGUGCUGCCGGGCCCGGCGGGGGCCGUGUGGCCGCAGCCCCAGGCCCAGCACUCCCCGCCCGGCGGCGGUCGCUGUCCGCUGCCUCCCGGCCAAUUCCGCUUCGCCGCCGCGGACGGCUCGGCCGUGGGGCCGGGCUGCGAUGUGCUGGACUCCGCCUUCCAGCGGUACCGGGCGCUGCUCUUCGCCCGCCCGACCGAGAAUGAACCACCCUGGGGGACACCCUGCACUCAGCUCCUCGUCUACGUUGCCAUGCCAGGCUGUGAUGGGUUUCCCAACCUGGACUCCAAGGAGAGCUAUAAGCUGAUCGUGUCCAAGGGCUCCAUGCUGCUCUCUGCUGAGGCCAUCUGGGGAGUUCUCCGAGGCCUGGAAACGUUCAGCCAGCUCGUUGGGAGAGACGAGAACGGCACAUACUACAUCAAUGAGACAGAAAUUGUGGACUUUCCCCGCUUCCCUCACCGGGGACUGUUGCUGGACACCUCUCGUCACUACCUGCCCCUGAGAGCCAUCCUGGAAACUCUGGACGUCAUGGCUUACAACAAGUUCAACGUGUUUCACUGGCACAUUGUGGAUGACCCCUCUUUCCCCUAUGAGAGCUCGACAUUCCCAGAGCUCAGCAAGAAGGGAGCCUUCAAUGCCAUGACCCACGUGUACACUGCCAGCGACGUGCGCGCCGUGAUCGACUACGCCCGGCUGCGUGGCAUCAGGGUCAUCCCAGAGUUCGACACUCCCGGCCACACCCUCUCCUGGGGUCCAGGUGCUCCAGGCCUCCUGACUCCCUGCUAUGUGGUCCAGGAGCCUUCUGGAACCUAUGGGCCCAUCAACCCCAUCCUUAACAGCACCUACGAGUUUGUGACCAGUUUGUUCCAGGAGGUCAGCUCUGUGUUCCCAGACUUCUUUCUCCACCUCGGUGGUGAUGAGGUGGAUUUCACAUGCUGGAGAUCCAAUCCAAAAAUUCAAGCUUUCAUGAAGGAGAUGGACUUUGGUGAUGAUUACAAAAAAUUAGAGUCUUUGUACAUCCAGAGGCUUCUGGAAAUCGUCUCUUCCCUCGGCAAAGGUUAUAUCGUGUGGCAGGAGGUCUUUGACAACGACGUGGUGGUGAGGCCGGACACCAUCAUCCAUGUGUGGAAAGAGAACCUCCUCACGCCAUACAAGGAGGAGAUGGCCAAUGUCACCAGGGCUGGCUACCAUGCCCUGCUCUCUGCGCCCUGGUACCUCAACCGCAUCUCCUACGGGCAGGACUGGAUGGAAGCCUACAGGGUGGAGCCCUUGGACUUCAGAGGCAGCCCUGAGCAGAAGGCCCUGGUGAUCGGUGGCGAGGCCUGUAUGUGGGGUGAAUACGUGGACGUCACCAACCUGACCCCCAGGCUCUGGCCGAGAGCUGGGGCCGUAGCUGAGAGGCUGUGGAGCAACAGCACCGUCAGGAACAUGGACGAUGCCUACGCCCGGCUGUCGGAGUUCCGCUGCACACUGCUUGGGCGUGGUGUCCAGGCACAGCCUCUCUACGUAGGAUACUGUGAAAAUGAGUUUGGUGAGGUCUGAAGGGAGAGCCCUGCUGCCCUCGGUCACCGUACACGCAGGAGGAAUGAUUUCCACCCCUCAAAAACUGCUGUUUUGGCAAAAGGGACCCCUUCCUGCCCCACCUUCUGCUUUGUCUUUGUUGCAAUGAACAUUUUUUUGCCUUGGUGUGCACUCUCACCUCUCUUUCUAUUUUUAUUUCUUUAAAUCUAUAAAUAAAUGACCCCAAAGAGGAAAAAGGUGCCUUUUCCUGCUCAGCUGGGGCUUGGGAGACCAUGCAGGGGUUAUUGUUAGCAGGAGAUGGGUAGGGCUUGCUCCAGAGAUGCCAGUGGAGGAGCAUCUUCCCGGCAGCUCCUGAGCUUGCAGGGUGCCUGCUCAGCUGGAUAAACUGUGCUUAGUCUCUGCUGCUGUCACAGGGUUUUCUUCUGCAGUCACGCUGUGCUCUGGGUUCCUGUCCUUGUCCCUUCUCUCUCCAAUGUCCAGACAGGACGUUGGCCUGCAAACCACCACCUCUGCUGCCCCAAGCCCUGGCUGCUGCCACCUCCUCUGGCUUCUCCUCAGCAGAUGACACCCUGGAGCCUCUCCAAGGAGCCCUUGCAAACCUGCUGAGGGGUGCAUGGAUAUUGUGGAAUCACUGCUCAGCCUUUCAGACCGUCACCUCUGCUCAGGAUUUGGCCAGCUGACCCAACUCUCCUCCUGCUCUGUUGUCCUCAGGAUGAGGAGCUCAGCUCUAGGUAUCCUCCAUCCACAGGGGUUUCUUUGGAUGGUGUUUUCCUUGGAGAAGAAACCAGUGAUGCUGCUGUCCCACAGAACUGGGACAGGUGUGAUUGUUGUCCUCUGGUGCCGUGCUGGAAACAGUGUUCAGCUGAAAGUAGGGAAUCUCUGAGAGAAAUCCUGGCUGGAUGGGACUAUUGUGUGUGUGUGUCUUGGUCUUAACUGAGUGAGAUCCUCUGUUAUGGCUGGAAACCUUUUAUGGUUGAAAUUUAAAUUAAAAAUAGUGAAUUAACAGUUA
Molecule: messenger RNA, 2596 nt
Organism: Lepidothrix coronata (blue-crowned manakin)
Lineage: Eukaryota; Metazoa; Chordata; Aves; Passeriformes; Pipridae
Gene: HEXA
Product: hexosaminidase subunit alpha
Exons: 14
Coding region: 16-1608 (530 amino acids)
Biological process (GO): carbohydrate metabolic process; ganglioside catabolic process; glycosaminoglycan metabolic process
Cellular component (GO): membrane
Molecular function (GO): beta-N-acetylhexosaminidase activity
Source: RefSeq, a predicted model, not a curated record